Molecule: messenger RNA, 1341 nt
Organism: Lytechinus pictus (painted urchin)
Lineage: Eukaryota; Metazoa; Echinodermata; Echinoidea; Temnopleuroida; Toxopneustidae
Product: actin, muscle-like
Exons: 3
Coding region: 94-1083 (329 amino acids)
Source: RefSeq, a predicted model, not a curated record
UUAUCUGGGACAACAAAGGUCGGAUAUGCCGGCGACGAUAAGCCAAGGUUCGUGUUUCCAACCAUCGUUGGUAGACCUCGUCACCAGGGUGUUAUGGUUGGGAUGGGGCAAAAGUCAUGUUAUGUUGGAGACGAGGCUCAGAGCAAGAGAGGUAUCCUUACCCUACAAUUACCCCUCGAGCAUGGUACCGUUACCCAUUGGGAAGACAUGGAGGAAAUUUGGCGUCACAUCUUUUCUAAUCAGCUUCAGGUGCAACCAGAGAACCACCCAGUUCUGUUGACAGAGUGCCCUCUAAACCCCAAGGCAAACAGGGAAAAGAUGGCUCAGGUAAUGUUUGAGAUUUUCAAAGUGCCCUCCCUCUACCUCGCCAGCCAGCCAGAGCUUUCGCUCCGCAGCGUUGGGCUUGACACCGGUAUGGUUUUUGAAACUAGUGAGGGUGUUUGUAACGCCGUACCUGUAAUCAACGGUAAGGCAAACUUGGAGGCCAUCAUCAGUGUGCAACUUUGCGGACGUGAUCUUAACGAUUACAUGUUGAAGAUCCUCACCGAAUCUGGCUAUUCUUUCACUACUACAGCUGAACGUGAAAUCGUAGCAGACGUCAGAGAAAAACUCUGCUACAUUGUGCAAGAUUUUAACGACGAAAUGCAGAAUACAGCUCCCUCUGUCCUCGAGAAGACAUACGAACUUCCCGAUGGCCAAAUCCUCACUAUUGGUACGGAACGCAUCCGUUGCCCAGAGACUCUCUUCCAGCCGGCCUUUAUUGGAAUGGACAGCCCCGGAAUCCAUGAGUUCGUCAACAACAGUAUCAUGAAGUACGAUGCUGGCGUCCGUGAGUCCUUGUACGCCAACAUCGUUAUUUCUGGAAGCUGCGCUGCAUUCAAAGGAAUGGCUGGCCGCAUGAAGAAGGAGAUCGGCGCCCUCGCCUCAGACAUGACCGUCAACGUCGUCGUUCCAGCGCAGGCGAAAUACGCCUCCUGGAUUGGAGGAGCCAAACUGUCAUCGCUCUCAAACUUCAAGGAUAUAUGCAUUAGCAGGGAGGAAUAUCAAGAGUCUGGUGCAUCCAUUGUACAUACUAAAUGCUAAGAAAAUGUUUUAUUCACCUCAAUGCACUGGCCUCGAUCUUUUCAAAAUAUCUGAAAGGCUUUGCACUAUACAUUUAAUAUAUUAUUUUAAAAUGUAUUAUUUCCAACAAUAGGUAUAUGUAAGUGUUUUAAUUGUGUUUAUGAGACGAUAGACAAAAAUGUGGAGGUCUCUUAAAAUAGUUUAUUUCUAAUAAUGGACAUCUUAAUUAUUUUAGUUUCUAUAAGGGUACUACAUGGUAUUAUAUAAAAUGGUAGGUGU